GGUGACUGUGAAGAGGUGUUCGUUAAAGAAGGCGUUUCUUCAGCGAGGUCAGCCUGGGUGCCCGGAGUUUAUUCUUCACAGCUGACGAGGAACGGAGAAAGAGAGGGAACCAAGCAUGAAGCACACGGUAUCUGCUGACCAGGAGCAGCAGCAGAGUACACAGAGAGAGACAAUGUCUUCUGAAACAACCCAACAGGAAAGUCAGACAUCUCCACCAAAGCAAACUGGAUGGACAAUGUUCUAUUGUCCCAAGUCACAAACUCACAAUGCUGAAGAAAUUGCAAGGAUCCGUAAAAAAUGCAGAAAGGAAAGUUUCUGGUACAGAGCUCUUCCUUUGUCUCUUGGGAGCAUGCUUCUCACCCAGGGGCUGGUCUCAAAAGGCAUUUUCUCAGCAAACCCAAGAUUCGGUGCAUUACCUAAGAUGGCAAUUGCUGGUGUCUUAGGUUUUGCCAUUGGAAAGGUGUCGUACAUUGGAGAAUGCCAAAAAAAGUUCCAGGAAAUUGGUGUUGUACCAUCUUGUCCACGAGAAAAAAGGCGUUGUCGUCAUACUUGCAAAGAAUGUAGAGCAAAAUCAGGAUCAAAUGAGAAAGAAGGUUCAACUCCUUCAGCAUCUUAGACCCAGGUGUGGUGAAGAUGAUAAAAACAGAUCAGCUGCUUCUUUCAAGGCUUUAUUCUAUUGAGAAGAAAUGAUGUCUUUGAUUUGGUGUAAAUCAGCUUAUUUGAAGUAGUUGCAUAAUGUUAGGCAGUUCUGUUCAUAGUAAAUACCAGUUUCUUGUAAUACACUUUUUGAUUUUCUCCUCAUAUCUUUCUUCUCAGCACGUUUUUGGUUUAUUUUCCUCUCUUCAGUGCAAUUUAGCUCCUAGUGCUGAAAAAUUAAAUUUGUCUAUUGUUGUUAGGUGCUGGCCAUACUUUGUGUAGCGAGCAAAGUGGCGUACACUGGGAUGUUUGGCUUCUGUGUCUGAAGGAAAGAGUGCGAGGAUGUUUAAAUGAUGUUGUGGUUAAGCAGCUAUUCAGUCUCUGAGCUGUCUCUUUGUUUAUGGAGUGGUUUGAGAGUACUAAGCUAGAAGUUCCUUAGGGGAUUGUCCCACUGCAGUUACGGUGCUGAACCAACUUCUCAUAGGCCAGUUUUACAUAAAAGUCCAUUUUGCUGAGGAUAUCAAAAGCACAUGCCACAUGCAUAAUGAACAAGAUGAUACAAUAUUUUGGAACAGUUUGUGGUCUGUUGAGAAGAAGCUAGAUGGCACGUGCUCUCUACAGCCAGCCUGAGACACAAACUUCCAUGAAAUAUCUCAGAAAAUCAAAAGCAAACGCUUCCCUUAAACACAGUGAAUGUGUUCCCAUGGAAAUCAAAUAUACAGCGACUGAAAAGUUUUAGCUUCACUGUCAGCUGAUGAAGCCUGUCUUCUGUGGGUUGCUUUAUUUUUUUUGUUUGCUUUUAUACAGUGCCUGAGGUUAGUACCUCUCUUUUGAACCCGCAUCUUUACCUGGGCACAAAGAGAUUCUGCAAGCAGGAUAUAUAGAAUGUAAAAUUUACAUUUAACCAGCUAUUAGGCUGAAUACUCACCACCCUGAUAAGGCACUUUUAGAGUCUCUUCUAGCCAGGAGAAAGGUUAGACUAAGUAGCCUCCCUGCCUUUUACUCCUUUAAGAUUUUAUACCUUUCCAAAUUGGUGAGGAGGUUGUUCUUGUGGUCAGUGGUACCUCCUGGGGUUACGACUUAGCUACUUAAUUUCACUUUACCUGUAAUUUUGU
Messenger RNA from Calidris pugnax (ruff), 1751 nucleotides. RefSeq names its product OCIA domain containing 2 (gene OCIAD2). NCBI's taxonomy places the organism in Eukaryota, Metazoa, Chordata, Aves, Charadriiformes, Scolopacidae. The record is from RefSeq and is a predicted model, not a curated record. The transcript is spliced from 8 exons. Gene Ontology annotation, cellular component: mitochondrial inner membrane. The coding region runs from base 116 to 616 and encodes 166 amino acids.